Molecule: messenger RNA, 6636 nt
Organism: Mya arenaria
Lineage: Eukaryota; Metazoa; Mollusca; Bivalvia; Myida; Myidae
Product: serine/threonine-protein kinase ULK3-like
Exons: 14
Coding region: 425-1927 (500 amino acids)
Biological process (GO): peptidyl-serine phosphorylation; protein autophosphorylation; autophagosome organization
Cellular component (GO): autophagosome; cytoplasm
Molecular function (GO): protein serine/threonine kinase activity; ATP binding
Source: RefSeq, a predicted model, not a curated record
GAUCCGGUCCGGCUAGUCAUUUAUACCCAACCUAAACGGUUGUACUCCGGGUCCCGGCGUGAGCACAUCGAAGGGUCCCAAAGUGACAGUUGAACCACCGCCCACAUAUCCGUGGCAGACAAUCAGGCGGUUAACCAGUUCUAGGUGCCUUCACCUCUGCAAGAUACUGACAACUUUUGUACAUGCCAGGGCAGUGGUACAGUGCGAAUGGUCGUAGAAAGGAUUUAAUAACCAACCACAAUCCAAUCACCACGCACCGCGUAAAUCGCCGCGUUUUAUACCGACCAGUCGGACCCGUGUUUACCAAUCGUAACAACUCGGCCAUCUCCGGCCAUAUCUUGAUACUAGCCGAGGAGUUCCGAUUGCCGUGUUUACGUUCUUUUUUAACCCAAAGAAAAUUUAAAGGAGCCAUGAUAAUACGAAAAUGUCUCGACCCUCAUCUGCAAGACCUCCUUCUUGUCGACCUGGCACUUCAAGGGGAGCCACUGUAGUGCCAUCCCCUAAAUUGAGAGAUUAUGUGUUUGUAGAAAAAUUAGGUUGUGGUACCUAUGCAACUGUUUACAAGGCAUACAAGAAGACAGGAUAUCGAGAAGUAGCAGCUGUAAAAUGUGUUUUGAAAAGCAGUUUGAACAAGUCUUCAACAGAAAAUCUUCUCACAGAAAUUGCACUUUUAAAAAAGCUAAAACAUGACAACAUAGUGUUAUUAAAAGACUUCCAGUGGGAUGACAUCUACAUAUACCUCAUCAUGGAGUACUGCAGUGGUGGCGACCUCUCCCAAUUCAUACGCAGCAAACGCCUCCUACCUGAGCGCAUUGUCCGGAAGUUCCUUAGACAUAUCGUGUCUGCCAUGCAGUUUCUAAGGGAACACAAAGUUGCCCAUAUGGACCUGAAACCACAGAACAUCUUGUGUACAUCAGCAUCAGACCCUGUCCUCAAAAUUGCUGAUUUUGGGUUUGCAAAGCACAUGUACACUGGAGAUGAGCUGCAUGCAUUACGGGGCAGCCCCCUGUAUAUGGCCCCAGAGAUCAUCUGUAAGGGCCAAUAUGAUGCAAGAGUGGAUCUUUGGUCUAUUGGGGUUAUACUGUAUGAAUGUUUGUUUGGCAGACCUCCAUAUGCUUCCAAGUCAUUCAGAGAAUUGGAAGAAAAAAUAUGGGAUCCAAAACCAGUAGAGCUUCCAUAUGGAGUUGAGGUCUCAGACAAUUGUCGCGACCUUCUGCUUCGACUUUUAAAACGUAAUCCCGAUGAGAGGAUAAGUUUCGAGGAGUUCUUCGUUCACCCGUUCCUAGAUCUCGAACACAUACCCUCAUCUAGAUGUCUCUCCAAAGCUACAUCACUGGUGAAGGAGGCUGUGGCACUAGAUGCCAAGGGAGACUACCCAGAGGCUGUUAAGAUCUACUGUCAGGCUGUGGAGUUCUUCCUGCCUGCUAUCAAGUAUGAAAGAGAUCCAUCAAAAAAAGACAUUCUUCGAAAAAGGGCCCAGGAGUACAUAAAUCGUGCAGCAGAGAUAAAAACCCAGCUGAAACCUGUCAGGGGAGGCAACUCACCUCUGCAACAAUCCCCUUCCAAUAACACAGAGGAGGAAUUGUUUCAUCUCUUUUCUGGGUGUGAAGUUAUGCAAGCUGCUAUAAAAGUCACACAUGAAGCAGUUAUCGAGGAGGACAAGGAAGAGUUUGAACAAUCGUUGAAGCAUUACGAGCUAGCCCUCGGCACAGCAAUACGAUACUUGAAAUCUGAGCAGGCGGGACAUAGGAAGGACUUAUUACGGGAGGCGGUGGAGCAGUGGAUGUCGCGCGCGGAGACGAUCAAGAAAUACCUUACCGUAAAGUCCUGCGAUGACAGCAUUGAACAACAGCAACAAGAGGAAGAGAAGGAAGAAAACGAGAGCAAGAUACUCUUUUCUGGACAGGAUGGUUGUCAGAUCCAGUAAGCGUUUCUACAAAAAAGCUAGUGACAGCUGUCUUUGAAAUGCCAACUUGAAUGUAACAUGUGUCAUCAUGGACACCCCUGUCAGUGUCUUUUUUUAGACAGAAUCAUGUCUCAGACAAAAAAGUUCCAUGUUUUUUCUACUUGACAUUGUGACAGAGACUGUGUUGAGAGAAAAUACCAAAUAAUCCUUUAACACGUACAUGCAAUACAUAUUUUUUUUUGUUCUGUGUCAUUUGUUGUUAUUGUAAAACAAAAACUGCACAUCUAUUUGUAUGCUUUACUUGUAUAACAAAAACACAAGGGUGAGUUUUGUUAACUGUCUCGAAAGGCAGUAUACUUUCAAAAAAUAAUGUUUUUCAAAACUUGGAUGAUUUCUAUUUUAAGGCAGGAAAUUUGUCUAAUAAUUUGUUGUUGUUUUUUUAAAUUUUAGUAGUUAUUUACUAAAACAAGAUAAUUCUUUCUUAAAAGGUUAGUAAUUGUCGUUUCAUGACCAUCUCAUAUUCAACUUUGUUGCGCCAUUAAUGUACCAAAUCGUAAAUGAGCAUUGGCAAGCUGAAAUGUUUUUCAUUUAAUAUAUUCUUGGUUAGAUAUCCCAAAAUUUCCAGAACCACAAGAUUAAAAUAUGUUAACAUAUUGUUAUAAAGCUCCACUCAUUAUAUUGUUGUUAUACCCUUACCACUUGGUGGUGGAGGCUGUAUAGGAAUCACCCUGUCCUGUCUGUCCAUCCAUCUGUCCAUCUGUGGAAAAAGCCUACUUUUCUCCUUUACCUUAUUAUUGUGGCAAAUUUAGGGAUAGGUUAUUACAAGAAGGUGGUGUGUUGGGGGUAUUAAUAAUAUCUAGUGAUAGCUCUAGUUUUGUCAGAUUUCGUCUGAGAAAUAUUGGAGCGAGCAGGUGAAAUAAUAUUUUCCAUGUGGCAUUUGGUGGAAAACAUUCCAAUACUCCACCAACUGCCACUUUGGGUUGGCAUUUGGUGAAAAUAUAUGCCAUGUGGUAUUUCGUGGAAAACAUUUCAAUACUCAACCAAUUACCACGUUGGGGUGGCAUUUGGUGGGAAAUGAUUAAAAUAAGAUCAAAGUCCAAUUUUCUCAUUUUUGUUCUCAUUUUUCACAAACUGCCAAGUCAUUCCAAUACUCCAACAAUUACCACCCAUUUUCCACUUCCAUUUCAUGGCAAAUUUAGGGAAGGGGUAUAAAAAGAAGGUGGAGAUAUUUAUCACAUUCAGUGUUAGCUUUAGCUUUGUCUGAUUUUGGCUGAGAAAUGAUUUUUUCUGAAUAAUUUAUAUUUAGAUAUAUAACCCUGAAUAAAAUUCACUUUGAUCACAUGUUAGUACAAAUAUGAAAAUAAUAUAACAUAUUUAAAUGUGGUAAAUGAUUCACCAGAAUCAUCAGUGAAAACUUUAAAAGAGCUAGACACCAGAUCAUGCAAGAAAAAAAGAAAAUUGUCAAGAACUUAAAUAAAAUUGACAUUGGUGUGUACAAAGCAUUGAAUUUUACUUAUAAUAUAUUGAUGUAUCAUAUAGUUUACACCACUUGUAAGAAUCUUUCGCAGUUUUUGCGCAGUUUUCCAAAUUGAAAUUUACGAGGGUUGUCUACCACGUAAAUCCCAGUAAGUUUAAAAAUAGCAUUGGUAUAAUUAUCUGUACUCAAAAACAGAUAUGAUUUAAACUGGGAAACCAUUAUGCGCUUUUUAAAGGGGGAAACACAGAUAAGACAGCUAAAUGAUUGUUGCGUUCAUUAUUUCAACCAUGUCAAGUGAUGUAUUAUUGGUCUCCUACUAGCUCACAUUGACAAUUCUGGGCUUGUUUUGAGGAAAGACUGUAUUUGCCGAUGUUCUGAUCAUCUGGUGUCUAGCCCCUUUAAAAGAAAAACAUGUAAAUAUUUUUAUGUCUUAGCUUGGGAAUGGAGGACCACCGCUUCCUGGCAAUAAUUUUAUACGUAUAAGGUGAAAGUACCGGUACUGUGUCAGAGAGAUGAGGACUGUGAAGCCAUAACACAUAAUUGCAGAGAAAAGAAAGACUUAUGCAUGAGGUAUGUGUGAACCUGACAGCUGAGAGUUUGCCGGAGUACUCGAGUAUGCCAGAGUUUGUACUUAAACAAGUGAGAGGAUAAUAUCCAAACCCAAAGAAAGUUGCGUAUAUGGGUCGCUUCUGGUGACACUACCUUACAGUUUUACCAACAUUAAUAUAAUUUGAACAUAAAACUUUCAUAAAACACAUUGGUCAGGAAUACAGUAUUUUAUUCUUACAUUGACUGGAGGUUACAUAAGUAUUAAUUAAUUAUCAAUGUUUCCCAUUAUGUUCAUACCCUAGAAAUAUAAACUUAUUUUCAUUUCAAAUAUAUAAUAAUGAUUAACUAUCUAUUUCUGGAUGUGUUUAAAAAAUGUGGAAUAAAUUCACAUCAAGGUUUGUUCACUUUUUUGCUAUGGUAUUUCAUAGUAAGGCAUGCACAUAAUGUUGUUUAGCCCUGUUUGAGUUUUAAAAUUGGAGCUGUUGCUUAGGUAUAAAAACAACACAUUUAAAAAAAAAUGGUAAAGUUAAACUGACAAAUAAAACAUCAAUUUGGUUUGACCUAAGGUUGAAAGUCUUUUGAGAUGGUCAAAUUUCUUUUGUUAUUUUUUGAAUUUCAAUUGUUAUUUACAUUGGUUUUGUCUUGUUAGACAUGUAUAUCAUAUAUUUACUUUAUUGUUGUCAUAUGAUGUAUUGAUUAAUGUCUUUGACUUAUUGUUUUGUUGUCAAGUCUUGCUUGGAAAUACAUGCACAUUUAUCAUGCACCUUAUUGCUGUUUUUAUUUUAAUGAAAUCAUUAUUAGAAUUAUUAUUAUAUUUCUUUUAAAGAUGUGUGGAUAUCACCUUUGAAAAAUAUGUUCAAGAGCAAUUCAUGUCAAUGCAUUGAUCAUUUCCCCUUUCCAAAAGUGAUAUUGUACAACCUAUUUUAUAGAGAGAAAUAACAUUUUUAGCUUGACUUCGAAGAAUAAGGAGAGCUAUCCUAGUCACCUGAGCGUCGGCGUAACCACUUAAUAUGUUAAAGUUUUUGUAAGAGUUUUGUACCACCUCAAAUAUUUUCAAAGUCCAUUGACAUAUGGCUUUGAAACUUUGCACACUUGUUCACCAUCAUGCCCCCAACCAGUACGCAGGAGGAGGUAACUCUAUCAAGCAUUUUGACAAAAUUAUGCCCCUUUUUCUACUUAGAAUUUACGUUAAAGUUUGCGUACCACCUCAAAUAUUUUCAAAGUCCAUUGACAUCUGGCUUUGAAACUUCCUACGCUUGUUCACCAUCAUGCCCCCAACCUGUACACAGGAGGAGGUAACUCUAUCAAGCAUUUUGACAGAAUUAUGCUCCUUUUUUGACUUAGAAUUUACAUUAAAAUUUGCGUACCACCUCAAAUAUUUUCAAAGUCCAUUGACAUAUGGCUUUGAAACUUUGCACACUUGUUCACCAUCAUGCCCCUAACCUGUACACAGGAGGAGGUCACCGUAUCGAGCAUUUUGACAGAAUUAUGCCCCUUUUUCGACUAAGAAUUUACUGUAAAGUUUGCGUACCACCUCAAAUAUUUUCAAAGUCAAUUGACAUCUGGCUUUGAAACUUCCCACGCUUGUUCACCAUCAUGCCCCUAACCUGUACACAGGAGGAGGUAACUCUUAUCAAGCAUUUUGACAGAAUUAUGCUCCUUUUUUACUUAGAAUUUACGUUAAAGUUUGCGUACCACCUCAAAUAUUUUCAAAGUCCAUUGACAUCUGGCUUUGAAACUUCCCACGCUUGUUCACCAUCAUGCCCCCAACCUGUACACAGGAGGAGGUAACUGUAUCAAGCAUUUUGACAGAAUUAUGCUCCUUUUUCGACUUAGAAUUUACUGUAAAGUUUGCGUACCACCUCAAAUAUUUUCAAAGUCCAUGGACAUAUGGCUUUGAAACUUUGCACGCUUGUUCACCAUCAUGCCCCCAACCUGUACACAGGAGGAGGUCAACCGUAUCAAGCAUUUUGACAGAAUUAUGCCCCUUUUUCGACUUAGAAUUAUCAUUAAAGUUUGCGUACCACCUCAAAUAUUUUCCAACCGUUUUGGGUCACUUUGCAAGGACCAAUGUUCAAUUCUCAUUGUGUUUGUGUUGUAACUACUUUCGAUACGAAUAGUUAAAUACCUUAGCCGUUAUCUUUACUUUAGUGUCACAAUAAUGUAUUUUUAUCUUUAUACUUAUUUCUGAAAAUUAACUCUAUCAAACCAAAUGGAACAGCAGGGUUUAAUAAAAAGGCAACAGGAUGCCAGAAAGCUGAAGCAGGGUGCACCAAUCAAAGGUUUUGGGAGGGGGAUAUUGUUUUGGCGUUGUUUGUCUGUACGUCAUUCCGUCCGUCCGUCCGGAACCAUAUCUUGGUAGGCAUUGAUCAGAAAAUGUUCAAACUUGGUCAGAAUGUUCCCCUUGAUCAAAUCUCCACCACUUGUAAAAGUGGAUCACAUGGGGUCAAAAACUAGGUCACUAGGUCAAAUCUUUGGAACGAACUAGAGGCAUUAUACAUGGUCAAAUAUUCAUGAAACUUAAUCAAAAUGUCUUCCUUGAUGAACUCUUGGACAUAUACAAAACUGGGUCACAUAUUAUCGAAAAUUAGGUCACUAGGUCAAAUCUUGUCAGGAACCAUAAUUGGUCAAAUUAUGUUUAAACUUGUUGUUUUGAUUUUUGUGUAUUAUUUAUAUCAUGCGAAAUAAAAACUAACAAAACGUG